AUGUCUCAGCCGUACGGAUCGCCAGAUUCAAACCAGGACACCGAUCAGUCGCGCAUACCUGAAAGCCAACCUUCCUCCGAUGCGCCCUCACAAAUUCCUCCCCGGCCGACGCAGCCUUUGCGGAGCAAUUCUCUGCUCACGGCAGCUCCAGAACGACCGUCGCUCUCACCGUCGCGAACACUGUCGGACUCGGGAAGGAGGUCAUCACAACACCAACAUGUCCGAUUUUCAACAGACUUGGAGCGCGCUGCCGUGGAGGAACAAAAUAGACAGACUCAGCGGGAUCGGCGGCCUUCUUCUAGAGGACUUUCAAUAGACACAAGUAUCGCCAAUCCCCAGGGUCUUUUGUCUCCCACAUCCCCCGACGCCAACCGCGCAACACGCUCCUCCCUUUCUCCGCGCUCAGCGCUCUCUCCUACAUCUCCGCAGAGCCUGGAUAGUGCUGGCCGCUCCCGCUCCCGAAAUCGUGGAUACUCGCUGCGCCGAACGAUCUUUGCGAAGAAUAUCGAAUCGCAAUCGACUCCCUCAUCACCCGUUGAACUAGAACACGUUACCAAGACGGAACCGGAGGAGAUUGCGGAGGAGGAGACGGCACCCGGUCCUGCUGCGAAAGAUUCGAUCGAGAAUGAGAAACAAGACGCCGUUGUCACGCAAAAGUCGACAUCGGCCUCGACUUCUACAGAAAAUGGCCUCACCACAUUUUCCUCCGAUCAGGCGGAUCUCAAAGAGGGCAGGAACCUUUCUACAACUCUAUCCUAUGAACGAUGGCUCAAAAGGAGAGCCGCUAUCAGUGAUUUAAAGAUUCGCGCGGUGUGCAUUCUCGAAACCAUUCGCAAGACAGUUCUUCGGAUAAAGACAAUUCCACCUAGCAAAGAUGGCCGCCAUAUUGACCUCGAUCCUAUGCGAACGGAAGUUUUAAUUGAUGAGCGAACCGGGAAGCCAUACGCAGAGAAUUGGAUUCGGUCUAGUCGCUAUAGUUUAUGGAGUUUCUUCCCUCGCCAGUUCUUCGCGCAAUUCACUAAGCUAGCCAACUUCUACUUCUUGGUGGUUGCUAUCCUGCAAAUGAUCCCUGGCUUGAGUACAACAGGUCAGUUCACCACCCUGGUGCCACUUCUUAUCUUUGUUGGUAUCUCCAUGGGCAAGGAAGGGUUCGAUGACUGGCGCCGCUACCGACUGGACAAGGAAGAAAACAACCGUUUCGCUUCGGUACUCCGCCCAGGGUCGAAUGUGUUAUCUCGGUCUGUCACCGGGGAAACCGCAUCCAUUUCGAGCGAGACACAGGAUUGGCAUUCGGUUAAGUGGAGCGAUAUCAAAGUAGGUGAUGUGAUUCGACUGGAACGCGAUCAACCCAUACCUGCAGACUUGGCUUUGCUUCACGCAGACGGGCCUAAUGGUGUGGCUUACGUGGAAACCAUGGCGCUGGAUGGGGAGACAAAUCUCAAAAACAAACAACCAUGCCAAUCCGUGGCAAAAUCGUGUGGAACUGUGGAGGGUAUCUGUGGCACCUCGAUACACUUUGCCGUGGAGGAUCCCAAUCUGGAUCUGUAUAAAUUUGAUGGAAACGUGACGGUGGCUGCCGGAGAGAAAACGCCGUUGACCAACAAUGAAGUUCUGUACCGUGGUAGUGUCCUUCGUAACACCGAACGGGCAGUGGGAAUGGUUAUCUACACGGGCGAGGAGUGCAAGAUUCGCAUGAACGCCAAUAAGAACCCUCGCAUCAAAAUGCCUUCUCUCCAGGGCAAGGUCAACCGAGUCGUCAUGCUCAUCGUCCUUUUGGUGGUGAUGUUGGCUGGCGCCUGUACCAUUGCGUAUAAGUUCUGGUCAAGGGAUGUUGAAAGCCGCGCUUGGUACCUACAGGAGGCCAACGUGAGCUACGGACCCAUUUUCACUUCGUUCCUGAUCAUGUUCAACACGAUGAUUCCAAUUUCACUUUAUGUGAGUAUGGAAAUCGUUAAAGUGGCCCAGAUGCUCAUGCUGAACGCCGACAUCGACAUGUACGAUCCCGAGUCUGAUACGCCGCUUGAAGCCCGGACAUCAACAAUCAACGAGGAACUCGGCCAAGUCAGCUACGUUUUCUCUGACAAAACUGGAACAUUGACAAACAACACCAUGCGUUUCCGGAAAAUGAGUGUGGCUGGAACUGCGUGGUUCCAUGAUUUUGAUCUCGUCGAUGAAGAAGGAGACCGAGAGAAGUUGAUCCACAAAAAGCGGAGCGCCAAAGGAAAGAAAGCGAUGGCCCGCCAGUCAAACGUAUCCGAAGCUCGAAGGUCUGUCGCUAGGCCGUCCAUGUCGACCUUCGAUGGAGCUCGCAAGCAAGGGUUAACUGUGCAGAACACUCGAACUACUGAUAUGCUCAAAUACAUCCAGCGCAAGCCAUACACUGUCUUCGCUCGGAAGGCUAAGAUGUUCAUCCUCGCCAUGGCUCUUUGCCACACCUGUCUUCCCGAAGAGGACGAAUCCGGCAACAAAACGUUUCAGGCUGCCUCGCCAGAUGAGCUUGCGUUGGUCACGGCCGCCCAAGAGCUAGGGUAUUUAGUUCACGACCGACAACCAGAUACAUUGACAGUGAGGACAUUCCCCAAUGGGCCAGAAGCGGCACCUGUCGACGAGGUUUACGAGAUUAUGGAUGUGAUUGAAUUUUCCAGCACCAGGAAGCGCAUGUCAGUUGUCGUUCGGAUGCCAGACCGACGGAUUUGCGUGUUCUGCAAAGGUGCUGACGGCGUGUUGAUGAAGCUUCUAAAGCGGGCUGCUCUUGCCCAGGAAAAGGUGAACGACAUUGAGCGCCGCGCGAGCAAGCGCAAGGCAGCCGAAGCGAGUCAGGUCAUGAGGAGGAACAGCGAGUACCGCGGCCGCAAGGACAGCGGUGUCCGCAGCAGUUUCAGCCGACCGAGCAUGACGCAUCGCCGCUCUAGUGUUUCUGGUAGACAUGUGUCUACGUUGAGAGACAGCAUUGAUGUCUGGCUUCGUGAUCGCGAGACGGACGGCGGUCUCUUGCAUAGAAACAGCGACGUUGAGUACUACAGCCCUAGACCUUCUGCCCAGUUAGGGCGGCAGUCAACCACGCUGUCCGACUCCGGUAGCUCUAUUCACGAUGAUGAGGAUGAGGAGCUAGUGGAGGAGGCUCUAGUGGUCAACGAAGCUGCUGUUUUCGAGCGCUGCUUCCAGCACUUGAACGAUUUUGCGACGGAGGGACUCCGAACCCUGCUAUACGCCCACAGAUACCUGGACGACGCAACUUACCAAGAAUGGAAGCAAGCGUACCACGAAGCUUCCACCAGCCUUGUUGACCGUCAGCAGCGAAUUGAGAAGGUCGGCCAACAGAUUGAACAACAGCUCGAGCUGACUGGUGCUACCGCCAUUGAGGACAAGCUUCAAAAAGGCGUUCCAGAGGCAAUCGACAAGCUACGUCGAGCAAACAUCAAGUUGUGGAUGCUUACCGGAGACAAGCGAGAGACGGCCAUCAAUGUUGGUCAUUCCUGCCGCCUAGUGAAGGACUACUCUACCCUCGUGGUUCUUGACCAGGAAAUGGGCAAUGUGGGACUAUCGAUUGAGGAGCUGACCGCGAACAUCACAAGUAAAAAGGUUGCUCACUCCGUGGUUGUCGUUGAUGGCCAAACUUUGUCCAUGAUUGAAGGGGACGAUGCUCUUCGUGCACCUUUCUUCAGGCUUGCUAUUCUCGUCGACUCCGUUAUUUGCUGCCGUGCCAGCCCGAAGCAGAAGGCUUUCUUGGUGAAGUCGAUUCGUCAGCAAGUGCAGGAUUCAGUCACUUUGGCAAUCGGUGAUGGAGCCAAUGACAUCGCCAUGAUCCAGGAGGCUCACGUUGGCAUUGGUAUCACAGGUAAAGAGGGUCUCCAGGCCGCGCGCAUUUCGGACUACUCGAUCGCGCAAUUCAGGUUCUUGCUGAAGCUACUUCUGGUCCAUGGGCGGUGGAACUAUAUGCGGGCAUGCAAGUAUACUCUAGGAACAUUCUGGAAGGAGAUGUUGUUCUACCUUACGCAAGCUCUCUACCAGCGAUGGAACGGAUACACUGGGACGAGCUUGUACGAAAACUGGAGUCUUAGCAUGUUCAACACCCUCUUUACUUCCUUGGCUGUUAUUUUCCUGGGUAUCUUCACGAAGGAUCUUUCUGCGUCAACCCUCCUCGCCGUGCCAGAACUUUACACCAAGGGCCAGCGGCAUGAGGGCUUCAACAUCCGACUCUACCUCGGUUGGACAUUCAUGGGCACCUGCGAAGCAAUGCUCGUCUACUUUAUAAUGUUCGGCCUCUUUGGCAGCGCUCUCUUCACAACAGGUAACAUCAACGACGUUUUCUCCACUGGUCUCCUCACCUUCUCGGCCUGCGUUAUCAUCAUCAACACCAAGCUCCAAGUCCUUGAAGUGCACAACAAAACCUACCUCUCCCUUGCAGUCUUCAUCAUCUCCGUCGGGGGCUGGUUCCUCUGGAACAUGAUUCUCUCUAAGCAAUAUGACACCAAAUCCGGCGACGGGAUCUACCACGUCCGCUCUAACUUCCUCUUGCACUCCGGCCACGAUCUCGCCUUUUGGGUUGUGCUUCUCAUCACCGUCGUGGCGGUGCUAAUCUUCGAGAUUUCCGUUUCUUCGCUCCGCGCCAAUCUCUUCCCCGCAGACGUCGACAUCUUCCAGGAGUACGAGAAAGAUCUAGAUAUCCGGAAGCGCUUCGAGGAAGCUGCCGCCUCAGAACUCCAACAGGGCUGGGACCACGGGAAGAAGAGAUCCAGCUUCGAGAUCGCGCGUGAGGAAGAAGAGAUGGAGGCUCGCGAGAAACACGUUGCGGAACUCCUGGCAAGACCUAGAGUUAUGAGCGAUGCGAACAAGAAUGACUCCUCUCGCGGCGUAUACGUUGAGUCUACCUCUGUUUCGGCAUCUGCUUCAGCUUCAGCCUCGGCAUUUGGCGGAUCAACCCGCGAGCAAGAGCAAGCCGUUCUGUCUGAUGGCGAGACAGCCCAGAGCAACCAAGGGGGAGCUGCGCGCAGACGCUCAGUGGAGAUCCAUGAGCUCUUCAAUAAGGGAUACGGGGCAAUUAGGAAGGGUCAUCUCAAGUGA
Aspergillus versicolor CBS 583.65 is the source of this 5064-nucleotide messenger RNA. Its product is annotated as aminophospholipid-translocating P4-type ATPase DNF3. The record is from RefSeq and is a predicted model, not a curated record. Bases 1 to 5064 code for a protein of 1687 amino acids. Lineage: Eukaryota; Fungi; Ascomycota; Eurotiomycetes; Eurotiales; Aspergillaceae. Gene Ontology annotation, molecular function: ATP binding; ATPase-coupled intramembrane lipid carrier activity; magnesium ion binding. The transcript has a single exon. Gene Ontology annotation, cellular component: plasma membrane. Gene Ontology annotation, biological process: intracellular protein transport; endocytic recycling; post-Golgi vesicle-mediated transport.